ACGUGCGCACCUCGCGUGAAUGUGUGCAGUAGAUUAAGGCUGCACUACGCGCUCCCACGGCCCCGGGUCCUGUCUCUUCACCUCCUUUGCUGGCUCUUCCUGGCUUCUGGGUCGCACCCGCAACUGCCAACUUUUUGUGCGUGUGCGCGAUACAGUAGUUUGGGUCUGGAGAUUGCGAGAAGGGCGAAGACGAGACGGGAUGAAGGGUUUGUUUGGCGCUGUUGCGCUGUUCGCUGCGCAAGCUGGCAUCCUCGCCUCGCCACUUGCUCCACGGGCGACAUCAAUCGUGGCGGUUGACCUCGGAUACGCCGUCUACCAAGGGACUCGCGAUGCCAACAAUAGCAUCAACAUCUUCAAGGGGAUUCGCUAUGCCGCUCCGCCGCUAGGAAACCUCAGAUUCGCAGCUCCCCAGGCACCCGCAAAAAACAGGACGUCAACCAUCCCAGCAACGAGCGACCCACCGCAAUGCCCGCAGACUGGCGCUUCAGCAGAGACGCCGGCUAAGUAUGCCUUCACUUCUGGGUACGGAAACGAGGACUGCUUGUUUCUGAACGUCUAUGCGCCGUCAAGCGCGAAGAACCUGCCCGUCUUCUUCUGGAUCCAUGGAGGGGGAUACGGUCUGUUUUCCGCCACAGGCCUCGAUCCCACCGAGUUCAUGGUGACCAACAAUAACAAGUUCAUCUCUGUAAUCAUCCAGUACCGCCUCGGAGCAUUCGGUUUCCUGCCCGGAGAUGACGUCAAGGAGGAUGGCGCGCUGAAUGCUGGCCUUCUGGAUAUGAACUUUGCGCUUCAAUGGGUGCAGAAGCAUAUCAAGAAGUUUGGUGGCGAUCCGAACCGUGUCACCCUGGCGGGCGAGUCUGCCGGUGCGGCUGCCGUCAUGUAUCAGGCGAUGGCGUACGGUGGAAAGCAGAACAAGACGCUGUUCCAGAACCUCAUAGCCGCGAGCCCAUGGGUCCCGUAUCAGCACGACUACGACGACGAGGUCUCUACCAAGAACUACAACGACUUCGCCGAAGCCGCCGGCUGCUCAAGUGCUGCAGACACUCUUCAAUGCCUACGCGACGCCGACAGCUUGGUCCUCCAAAACGCCAGCUUCAAGGUCUCCGAAGCCGGGCCUUUCGGCACCUUCGCUUUCCUCCCCGUGACCGACGGCGCUUUCAUUCAGGAACUACCAACAGAGGCUCUGGUUUCCAAAUCCGUCCAGGGGAAACGCCUGCUCUCUAGCAAUCUCGCAAACGAAGGCGUCCCCCUAAGCCCGCCCACCACCCGAACGCUGCAAGACUUCCGCGACUACAUUGACACCACCUUCCCGGGUUUCAGCCCCGCCGACAAAGCCGCCCUCGAAGACGAAUACUCCUACGACGGCGACGACGAGCCUGUCGACCCCUCCGCCCCGCUCUACGACACCUCGGGAACCUCCUAUCCCACCGCCGUCAACCAAUCCGCCUUCGGCACCGGCCAGCAACAACGCGUCUUCAACGUCUUCGCCGAGUACGCCUUCGACUGCCCCAGCUACUGGCUCGCCUCCGCCUUCCCCACAGCGUGGAAAUACCAGUUCUCCGCCCCGCCCUCCUACCACGGCUUCGACCUGCAGGCCCUGUGGUCCGGCACCGCGUACCCCGGCGCCUCCUUCAAGCACGCCUUCCGCAAGAUCUGGGGCAACUUCAUCGUCGCCAACAGCCCCGUCAUCAGCGUCGCGGACGCCCAGGCCGGCGCCUCCAACGCCACCGUCCCUGUCGGCAGGAACGGCAUGAUCCAGUGGCCCGUGUGGAGCGAGAGCAAGCCCGUGCUGCUGAGCCUGAAUGCCACGGGCGGCGUGAGGAUCCCGGUGAAUGUCACGGACGAUCUGAAGUAUGCGAUUUAUCUGGAUCCCGGGGUCACGAAUGUGCUGAAGGUGGCGGAUGCGGAGAAGUGGGAGGGAGGGAGGGGGGAGCGGUGCGAGUGGUGGCUGGGCAGGGCGGCGAAGGUGCCGUAUUGA
This is a messenger RNA of Trematosphaeria pertusa, 1978 nucleotides long. RefSeq names its product alpha/beta-hydrolase. The record is from RefSeq and is a predicted model, not a curated record. The transcript is spliced from 4 exons. The coding region runs from base 200 to 1978 and encodes 592 amino acids. NCBI's taxonomy places the organism in Eukaryota, Fungi, Ascomycota, Dothideomycetes, Pleosporales, Trematosphaeriaceae.